AACCGGGAGGUCGUAAACAGUUCAUGUACACCCUGAAAACAUGGGCAACAAACAGACCAUCUUCACAGCUCAACAGCUUGAUGCCUAUCAGGAUUGUACCUUUUUCACACGGAAAGAAAUCCUGAGGUUGUUCCACCGCUACCGAGACCUGGCUCCACAUCUAGUACCACUUGAUUACAAGGAUAACCCUGAUGUAACCAUCCCCUAUGAGCUGAUUGGCAGCAUGCCAGAACUGAAGGAUAAUCCAUUCCGCCAGAGGAUUGCAGAGGUGUUCUCCGAGGACAAUGAGGGAAAUAUGACUUUGGAUGACUUUCUGGAUAUGUUCUCUGUACUAAGUGAAAUGGCCCCACGUGAUCUAAAGGCAUGCUAUGCAUUUAAGAUUUAUGAUUUUAACAACGAUAAUUUUAUCUGCAAAUCGGAUUUGGAGAAGACGUUGCUCAAACUAACUCGAAAUGAGCUGACACCAGAGGAAGUGAAUCUGGUCUGUGAGAAGGUUCUAGAUGAAUCAGAUCUGGACAAUGAUGGCAAACUCUCGCUGGAAGAUUUUCAGCACAUGAUCAUCCGGGCACCUGAUUUCCUCAGCACUUUCCACAUUCGAAUCUGAGGCGCUCGGACCAGAAUAAGCAGUGUCACCUGCAAACUGCAAAGUUGUUUCAAUGUCCCUCUUAAACCCAUUGAGAGUGAUAUGGUCAGACAUGGGGAGCCACCAGGAACAGUUCAACAUCUCCUACCUUAGCAAGACUGGCCAAGAGGUCGAUCAGCAUAUUUACACUGUGCUCAUGCUAGCUCUUUGAUUCGGGCUGAGUAUUUCAAUUCACUUUCCCCAUCCAAUCCUGUGCACUUUUCUGUUCUUCCUUUCCAGAUCCUUACCUGAUUCCUUUGGAAAUGUUGUCUAGUCUCUGCCUCAAUAGCUCUUGUGGUAGAGGAUUCCCUAUCCUAAUAUUCCUUCUGCAUGGAUUGGCCCCAUUGAUAUCCCUCUUCAGUCUUCCAGGGAGAGUUCACAGGCUGUGAAAUCCGAGGGGGCAACUCUUUACGAGCUGAAUAUUGCUGAUGAUGAGACCAUCUCAGCUUUGGUUUGGAAUGGUGAGCUAAAGGUGAGAAUUGAACUUUGAGCAGCAGCUUAUUUUGGAAAGAUGAAAAGGGCAAACCGAUGUUUGUUUGUGGGACCUGGCCUGGAAAGAUAAUUGCACAUUAGUUAUUGCCCUAUGAACUUGACAGACAGUUUGGCACCAGAAUGUGUUUGACGUUGAAUUGGCAAAUCAAAGGCAGAUUGCUGCUGGCCAGCCAAUCACAGAGAAUGGUGGUAAAAGAAAGGAGAGAAAAGAAGGGUGAGCUAGUUGUGAUUGGGGUUUUGAAGCUGUGAGUGUGUUGCCAUAUUUUGCUCUGUCUCCCUCUUCUGGAUUUCGCUGCAGUUCAUAGAAUCAUAGAAUCCCUACAGUGUGGAAACAGGCCAUUUGGCCCAACAAAUCUACACUGACCCUCCGAAGAGUAUUACACCCCUACCCUAUUACUCUACAUUUAUCCCUGACUAAUGCACCCAAGCUACUCAUCCCUGAGCAAACUCUGGACAACUUAACGUGGCCAAUAGACCUAACCUUUGGAGUGUGGGAGGAAACUGGAGCACUCGGAGGAAACCCACAUAGACAGUUGCCCGAGGCUGGAUUC
This is a messenger RNA of Chiloscyllium plagiosum (whitespotted bambooshark), 1665 nucleotides long. It is a transcript of the gene cib3, whose product is annotated as calcium and integrin binding family member 3. The record is from RefSeq and is a predicted model, not a curated record. Gene Ontology annotation, molecular function: calcium ion binding; magnesium ion binding. Gene Ontology annotation, biological process: calcium ion homeostasis. Lineage: Eukaryota; Metazoa; Chordata; Chondrichthyes; Orectolobiformes; Hemiscylliidae.